Molecule: messenger RNA, 1104 nt
Organism: Symbiodinium sp. CCMP2456
Lineage: Eukaryota; Dinophyceae; Suessiales; Symbiodiniaceae
Source: the annotation of a GenBank genome assembly
AUGUGGCAAAAAGCAGCUCUGGGAGACGGCGACACUCCUUUUCGCCACCAUGUCGACGUUACAGCUCCUUCCUUCAACUGUUACAACAGCUCCCUGACGACGAUGCACUAUUCCAGCCAUUGGCACUUGGCUGUUCACCUUCUUGGCAGGAUGAGCACGGAAUCGGUGCGAGAGGACACGAUCUCCCAAAAUGCUGCGAUCAGUUCCCGCGAGCGAGGACGACAAUGGUGUGGGGCUCUGGACAUGUUGGCUCGCCUGCCGUCGAAGAGGCUGAAUCCAUCCUUGAUCACCUUCAACUCCACUAUCAGCGCAUGUGAGAAAGGUUCAGCCUGGGAGUCCUCCUUGGCAGUCCUUGCCACGCUACCUGGGCAGGUGGGGACAGAUUUGUUUACCUGCAACGGCAGCCUCAACGCUUGUGCAUCCUGGCUCCAGAGCUUGUCGCUACUCCGCGCGCUGCCGCUGUGGCGGCUGCUCCCAGAUCACUUCAGCCUUUCCACAGUCAUCAACUCCUGCCACGGAGUCUGGCGCCAUGCUACGGCUCUGCUGCAUGUACACUCGCCACAGCUCCGCAAUGAGGUGGGCUACGGUGCAGCGAUCAACGCUUGCGAGAAAGGCUCCGAAUGGAAUUGGGCAUUGGAGCUUGUGAGUUGCAUGGCGGUUGCAGCCAUGGUGCCAAACACGACCUGCUGCAACUCGGGGAUCUCCGCAUGCGAGAAGGGCUUCAGCUGGCUGCACGCUCUCAACGUGUUUGAGGCGAUGGCCUCGUUGCAGAUUAAGCGCGACGAGACUUCGCUCAAUGCCACAGCGAGCUCCUGUGAGAAAUCAGCCCAAUGGCUUCGAGCAGUCCUUCUGCUGCCAUUUCUGCCAGCGCUGUCACCUGCACCUGUAGAGCCCAUGGCGCACAAUGCUGCUAUUUGCGCUUGCUUCAAAGGAGGAUGCAGUUGGCAUUCUAUCCUGCAAGUGCUUGCAGAGAUCCCUCGCCUUCGAAUGGUGGCUACAGAGGUGUCCCUGGACUCCUUGAUUUAUGCAACGGCUGCAGCCGGGAAGUGGCGCCAUGCUGCAGAAAUACGCCGCGGCAUGGAGAUGCUCGGCACAGAACCUUGA